UCAAAGUCAAACGUAUCCUGCUGUACGCCGUACGGCUGCGGUGCUCCUCCAGAAAAAUAAAAACAGUCAAAAGGCAUCGCAAAAAAUUAAAACAAAAUCGCAACGCUGCUGAUGCGUUUGAAUUAACUAACUAUUAAAGUUAACAGUAACAAGUAAAAAUAUUUUGAUAGGCAACUGCGGGAGUGUUUUUGAUACGCUACGCUUUUAACUUUUUUACAAAGCGGAACAACAGAUACCUCGUUGUCGUUGAACUCACUAUCCCUGAAUUCCGCUCUGCCGCCGACGGAUCCCGAUCACCAUAAUCCACACAACAUGAACAAGCUGUGCCGCCAAGUGUCAAUUGAGUCGCCCGGCCCGGGUGCCAAGAACUGCGUCUUCAACUUCUUUGUGCCCAUCGAGGACACACCGGCCCUGGGCGCCCGCAUCAGGAUUGUGUGCGCCGGUGCCUGCUAUCGCCGUCGUGACCGGUCCAACUCCAUAACCAGCAUGUCGUCGGUGUCGUCGGAGCUGAGCGACUACUGCCCGUCGGUCAACUCAAUGUCCUCGCCCGCUCACCAGGGCAUCCGAGAGGGAUCCUUCUUCCCCGGCUUCGAAGUGGCCGGCGUGAUCGAGUCCCUGGGUUCAGAGAUCACGGAGGCCAACAACCGUGGCCUGCGCAUUGGACAGCGCGUCAUCGUAUAUCCGUUCGACGAGACCCCAGCCGGCUAUGCCGAGCUUCUGGUGGUGCCAGAUUUGAAGCACGUCGUGCCGAUUCCCGACAGUCUGCCCAUGGAGGUGGCCGCAAUGCUGCCUACAGGCGCCCUGCUGGCCAUGAAUGCCGUCUUCAAGGCCCAAGCGGUGGUCACACAGAUCCUCAGCCAGCGGGCUGCCACAGAGCCGAAGCGAAAGUGCAAGAUCCUGAUUGUGGGCACCGGCGGACUAGCGCUCUGGGCGGUGCGCAUUGCUUCCUAUCACUUUGCCUCGACUGGUGCCGACAACGUGGACAUCACAGUGGCCAGUCUCAGGGACGAGGGUUUCCGCCUGGCCACGGAGAUCAAGAAUGUCAGCGUGGUCCAGUGGAACGAAUGCCUGUAUGAGCCCCAGCUCAUCGAGCGCACCAAGGACGUGUGCGGCGGAGCCGUGGAUGUGGUUAUUGAUUUCGGCACAACCUCCAGAAGCCUGCACCGCUCGAUGCACUGCCUGUCCAAGGGCGGUGUGGUGCUGAUCAGCGACGAGGUGGCCGAGAAGCUGCUGCCCAAGUUCUCGCGGCUGUCCAACGAGUACCAGCAGGAGAUUAUACCGAUCUCGAACGGCACCGCCGAACAGUUGGCGGAACUGGUGGAGUUGGUGGCCAAUAAGAAGAUUGAGCCGCCACCGCACUCUGUGUUCCCCUGCGAGCAGGCCGCCGAGGUCAUCACAAAGCUGUGCAACUCCGAGAUACCCGGACGCGCCAUUCUCCGCUUCCACGACAUUGAGUAGAGGCAGCUAGGAGUAAGGGAGUAAUUGGACCCCCAUCAAAACAUUAACUCAUUCAAUAUGGAUAUCUGUUAGUUGUAUUCAGAGGACACACCCCCGACAAAACACUGCAACCUGCGACACUCUCGAAGCGGAUUUAAUUGUGCUUAAUUUGUAGCCGGCCAUUGUUUUGUAACCUUAAUUUUGGACUGCAGACGACCACCUCCUCGUUUCAUUGAUUUAGCAUUUUAAGCAUUUUUAGUAUUAUGUACAUAUAGAUUGUGAUUUAUUUUAAUUUGUAAGCAAGCCCACAACCCGGAUUCUACUUUGCGAUUGCCUAACACACAGUCUGCACAGAUCGAUCGACAUCACAUCACACCCACCCAUCAGAAUGUAAGCCGGGAACGAGAGAUUCGGGCAUCGUAUUUAUGCUUAUUCAAUGAUUUUUGAUCACGUAAAAGUAAAAGCCCUCUCAAGCAGAUGCGGAUUACAAAAUAAAUGUUAUACAUAUUA
This is a messenger RNA of Drosophila serrata, 1947 nucleotides long. RefSeq names its product Death resistor Adh domain containing target (gene Drat). Gene Ontology annotation, molecular function: oxidoreductase activity. The record is from RefSeq and is a predicted model, not a curated record. Lineage: Eukaryota; Metazoa; Arthropoda; Insecta; Diptera; Drosophilidae.